Molecule: messenger RNA, 3715 nt
Organism: Anopheles gambiae (African malaria mosquito)
Lineage: Eukaryota; Metazoa; Arthropoda; Insecta; Diptera; Culicidae
Product: C2 domain-containing protein 5
Exons: 14
Coding region: 158-3364 (1068 amino acids)
Biological process (GO): protein localization to plasma membrane; positive regulation of D-glucose transmembrane transport; positive regulation of vesicle fusion
Cellular component (GO): plasma membrane
Molecular function (GO): calcium ion binding; calcium-dependent phospholipid binding
Source: RefSeq, a predicted model, not a curated record
AGAAAAAAAAGAACAACACAGGACAAACGUCAACAACGCAACUACAAAAAAAAAGAAACACACAAAUAGAGUAAAUCACAUCGGCCAACUUUACAUACAUUGCACAAAUGUAGUUAGUAGUAGGUACAGUUUAAUUUGUAAAGCGCCGCGUGUAGAAAUGCCCGGAAAGGUGAAGGUGAAGGUGCUUGCGGGCAGAAAUCUGCCCGUAAUGGACCGCAGCAGCGAUACCACCGACGCGUUCGUGGAGAUCAAGCUCGGCAACGUGACGUACAAAACGGAUGUUUGUAGGAAAACGUUGAAUCCUCACUGGAACUCGGAAUGGUACACGUUUGAGGUGGAAGAUGCGGAGCUGCAGGACGAACCACUGCAGAUCCGGCUGAUGGAUUACGAUACCUACACGGCAAACGAUGCGAUUGGCAAAGUGUACAUAAAUCUUAGCCCUUUACUCCACUCCACGACCAAAUCAAGGACAGGGAAGGGAUCAAUUAUGUCCGGUUGGCUACCGGUGUACGACACAAUUCACGGCGUGCGUGGAGAAAUCAACGUUAUUGUAAAGGUAGAUCUGUUCACAGACUUUAACAAGUUUCGCCAAAGCUCUUGCGGAGUGUUGUUCUUCCAUUCUUCCAACAUACCUUACGGUUAUAGUAUUGCAAUGUAUCACGGUUUCGUAGAGGAACUGGUCGUAAAUGAUGAUCCCGAGUAUCAGUGGAUCGAUAAAAUUCGCACACCACGUGCAUCGAACGAAGCGCGGCAACUGGCGUUUAUGAAGCUAUCGGCACAGGUGCAACGCAAGAUUGGCAUCAAAGCAAUCGAGAUGGGCGCCAAUGCGGUGAUAGGCUACAUGCAGUGCUACGAUUUGGAGGGCGACGUGGGAGUGGUAGCGCGUGGCAUCGGUACGGCCGUUUCCUUAACGAAGAUCAACGAAUCAUUUUCACAGCACAUUGGAGAAGAGAUCCUGGUGGAGGAGCAUAAACUGUCCGGAAGUUCAGACUUUGGUGACCCUCCCAGGAGAGCGCUGGCGAUUGGCGGAGAGAGCAACAAUCAUGCCACAGGCAACAGUCCAACGAAAUUGGGUACACCGAUUGUAAAUUCACUGUUAACGAAGGAUACCGUCUGCGUGCCAAUUUGUAGACGGUCGUCCGAUUCGGAUCUAAGUAUCACACCGAAGGGAAGCUCAUGUCCGCUCGAUAAGAGCAUAGGCAUCGUGCGCAAUUACGGAGCAAACAAUGGCAAUGCAAAAUCGAUCAUGAUAAUGAACUAUGACAUGUUGGAAAUGUUAGAGUAUCCUUUCUUCACCAUGACCAAGUAUCCGCCCGGAAUCAUACGAUACAUAGGCGCCACAGUGACCGCACGCUCUGUGAAGCUGUUGGAGCGUGUACCGAACCCUAACGAGCCCGAAACCCGUGACAGUUGGUGGAAUGAGAUACGGACGGAGGUUCGGUCGCAUGCACGCUCGCUAGGAUGUAACGUUAUUCUCGGUUACGUAGAGCAAACAACAAUUGAUGAUGAUAUUUGUGUACUUUCGGCCACUGGUACGGCGGCAGUCAUAAACUUACAGUUUGGUAGCGAUAUGUGGAUGGCCGAUGCGUCGUUGAAUGCAUCCGCGGACGGUGGGGCCGACAGUUCACAGGCCAAGGAGCACAUGACAUCUUCCCUCGAUCGGCAGGACUUUGAUCGCGAGUGUAGUGGAUCGCGCGAGCAAACGCCCAACACGAUAGAGGGCGAAGGUACUUACGAUGGACCAAGCGGAUCGGGGAACAGCAAAUGCACGAUGUGCCAUGUGCCGUACUCGCUCGGGUCGGUUAACUUUCGCAUCAAUGCAGUGAAAUGUUUCAUGUGCAAAAAUGGUAUCGUGCCGGAUGUGCUUAUUACAACGAUCGAAAUCCCCGACGGUGUGCCCGUGUCCGGUCGGGGCAGUCUCAUACAGGCCCACACGUGUCGGCAGAAGCGCGACCUGAAGGGUGAAGCGAACGGAAAGGAAAUCUCGGACGCGCUACCGUUUCUCGAGUACGAACUGCACAAGCUGCUGGUGAACAAGCUCAAAAUCAAGGGCAUGAAUGCCAUCUUCGGGCUGCGCUCGAACAUAACGAUUGGGGAGAAAACGAUCGCGCUGAUUGCGACCGGCACGGCGGUUUAUCUGACCGCGCUACCGAAACCAUUGCUGCCGCAGAUCGUUGAUAGCAGCUCGUUUCCGGACGAGCGCAAGAUUCAAGAGCUGCAAAAGAUGGUCCAAAACAUUGUGGAGCAAAACAUUCAGGCCUACCAGCUGCAGUGCGUUUACGAUUCCGACACGGAACAGGCGCCGGCAGGAGCGACCGGGGUGGCCAGUUCACGGGAGGAGCGGGAUGGCAAGGAGCUGGAUUUGGUGUGCAUGCAGAAGUCGGCCUGCGUGCUCGAGCUGGACGAUAUAAUCGAUUUGGAUUUGCUGACGUUCGAAAAGGAACCGGAAAUUGCACCCGAUGGGUUUUAUGUAGCGAACUUACAAACAAUGCCGGGCAUUUCGACGGAUGUACUUGAUAACGUGAAGCAGUUUCAGAUGUUUACGCAGGUGUGGCGAGCGAAGCUGCCCUACACGCUCCAACACACGACCAGAAAUCUCAACAAGCGCUUCCAAGGAUUGCUGAAGCUUAUCUACUACAAGCUGCGCUCGAUGCGGCCCUGCGUGUUGUGUGAUCUUCGCUACAAGCUGGAUUUCCCCGAAACGGACGAAAUUCAGAUCGUCGUUUCGGGCAUGACGCUAGCGCUCGGGGACGGUACCACCCGGUUGAAGCGAAAGUGCAGCACACAGAACCAUCACACACCGGGUCCUUCGCCCUCGGUACACUCCAGCUCGGUGGCAAGAAGCAGCAACGACGAUGAAAUGAUGUUCUCGUUGGAUGAAGACUCGAUGGAUACGUCCGGGCCACCGGUGGCACCAGCAUCAACGCCGGUACCAUCGAUUGUAAAAAGUUUCAAAUCUCGGGGCACAAAAGCGAUGACCGCUGCUUCGUCGUAUCACAGCAAGAUCAACCGGUCAGGGAAAAUGAUACCAUUGAAGGACGGGUACGGUGUCGACAUUACAACACUCAGCUACAUUCCCGGUGGCAAGAUAGAAAAGUAUCUCGGGAAUUUGAACUUUUUCUUCAUACGCGAAUGUACCUCGAUCCGGGAGAGCGGUGGAAUCUGCGGGUUCGUGCACAGCUUCAUCUCGGAGGUGCUGUCCAUAGUGCGCGCGCACGUAACCUCCCUCGGCGGCAAUGCAAUGAUUGCGUUCUAUCUGAACGACCUAACGCUUCUGGACAACGUGCACAAGAAUCAGGGCCAAUGUCUCAUCAGCGUUGGUGGCGAUGUGGUUUUUGUAUCGUUCCACAAGGAUGAAAAGUGAACGUUUGUUAACAAAUCCAAACCCAAAUUGGCUUCAUCUCAACUUCUCUUCAUUCGCUCGCUCGUACGCGUGCGUACUACGGGACCUACUAACGAGCGCAUCCGAGUCAGUGCGACGAUCCAUCUCGCUAAGGGACAAGAAGGGACUAUCUACUAACUAACUAGAGAGAUUGUAACCCGUUUGUAAAGCUACAACACUAACAUGCGAUCAUGACUGGACAGGAGAUUUGUUUGCGCCGCAUUUGGAGGCGAAUUUAUUAUUGUUUCUAGUCGGUCGGAUGCUUGUUCUAACCUGCAAAGCGCACGAAUAUAAAAUCCUUAAUAAAUCCCUCCCUUUUCGCAUUAGUAACAA